This is a messenger RNA of Diatraea saccharalis (sugarcane borer), 4646 nucleotides long. NCBI's taxonomy places the organism in Eukaryota, Metazoa, Arthropoda, Insecta, Lepidoptera, Crambidae. The record is from the annotation of a GenBank genome assembly.
ACUCUUUGUGACUUGUGUGAAAUAAAUAUGAAUGAAAAAUACCAAGUAAAUUGAAGAAACUUAUUCUAGAGUGCACAUAGAAAGCAUAUUAUACCAUUAAGUGGAUAAUUGUUAUCACUUUAGUUUUUUGUGAGUGAACAGAUUGUUUGGCAAGAACUAUUUUCAUUAAAAUGCCUGCUGUAACUUCGACAACAGCUGAAGAACAAAAUGAUGCUGACCAGAAAAUGUGGAAUGCUCUCAAACGAUAUAUUAUUCGAGAAAGACAGCGAAAAAAGGAAGAAUAUGAAGCAGAAGUAGAAGAGGAAAGACUCCGAAAGGAAAGAGAAGCCAGGGAAAGACAAGAUGUUAUGACUCUAGAGGAAACAAAAGAACAGAUUGAGCAAUUGGAACAAAAGUUGAAACAACUUGAAAAAGAGAAACAGCAGUUAUUCAUGCAGUUGAAAAAGGUUCUUAAUGAGGAUGAAAUCCGAAAACGCCAACAACAGAAGGAAACGAAUGAAAUGCAGCCAAUGAAAAUGCCAAUGGGGAAUAUUCAGAUUCCUAUGUUUCCAAUGCAGACGUCUACUGGGCAAGGAGAACCUCCACCGUCUCAAGGCAGACCACCUCCUCUUACAUCUCAUAUUUUAAAUAAGCAGACUAUUGUACGUGGCCCAAUCCAAGUGGGUGUAAAACGACCUCGCAGCCCUUCACCCACUUAUCCGAUGUACACACACCGUCUACAGCCACAGAACAUGAAACAUCAGUCCGUUUACUCAGAUCACAAAGUAGAGGACGGCCGCAUGGGUCGCCAAAUGGCCCGCGCUGUGCUUUGGAACAAACCAUCUCAAUACGGUUCGAGUGCGGGCGGUUCGUCCGUUUCCUCCGCCGCUUAUUACGCGAUGCCCACGUCGGGCGUGGUGGGGGUGGUGGGUGAGAGGCCGCCGCCAUUGUUGUAUCCCCACCACGCGCACACGCCCCACACCCCGCACACGCCGCAUCACGGCAACUUAAUGUAUGCGCCGGCGCCGCAACCGCCCCAACUAUAUCUGGACAUGUUGAAGAAUAGAGACGGUCAGCAGCAUCAGGAACAGAAAAAGGAUUCGCAGCCUCAGGUGUUGAUCGGUCUGAGUGAAGCCCAUCAUCCAGCGGUUAGCAGCGGCAUGGUGUACCAAACUCCUGUUAGUCGUCACCUCGCUAUACACCCACCACAACAUAACACCAUGCAGAAUACGAAACCGGGCAGUAUCACACAGGGCUACCCGGUGCAACAGUCCAACCCUAAUGUACAGAACCCGAAUCUGUACCCGAACAGGCACAGAUAUUAGCUAGUGAUCAUCAGGCGGCAUCCCGCCAAACCGCCACCAUAACGAUGGCCUCGCCCACUGAACCAACACAGAUUCCGGGGACCGUAUAGACCGCGUCGUUAGUUCAAUAUAUUGAGACAAGAUUUACUUUAUAUGUACGAAAAUAGAGAUGCCAAUAUUAAAACGCUCAGUUAAAACCUUUUUAAAUUCAGUGCUUAGCAUUACUUGAUAGUCAAGGCAAAAUAAGCUUUGUUCGAAAAGAUUAAAAUUGCUUUUAAAUCGUUCAAUGUUUUUCUCUACUUCUCACUCGUUCUGGACGUCUUUUGGCUGAUAAAACGAGCAAGAAACUUACCAGCUCUAACAGAAGUAAUGACAUUUACAAAAAUUAUGCCAUUACCAAAGCAAUAUUAACAAUAUCAAUUAAUUAUAAAUAUGAAAGCAACAACUAAUGAGUAGAUAAUACACAAACAAGUGAUUAAAAAUAUAUAUAUAUAUUACGUAUAUCUCGUAUCUUCAUUUUCGGACGUACAGAGUAGUACCCGUACAUUACCCGUUUGUAGACAGUUUCGAUCGGAUAAACACGUUUUAGAACUUGUAAUUAAAAAUUCAUAUAUAUUGUCUAGAAUCUGGACUUUAGGUCCUUAGUUUGAUAUAUGAGAAGUGUUUGUGUUGUUGCCUAGUAUUUAUUGAAAUGCUAUCAUCUGGAAUCAUGAAUAUGCAGUGUAAGAGCCUGUGCACACGAGUGUUUGUAGCUAUAGAGAUGUCAGUUAUAGAUGAAGCAAGAUCUCUGGGUAGCCAGAUGUCACUUUUUCUGAUAGACAAAAUGUAGGGUAGUUUUGGUAUAGUAUACUUAGAUAGUAUGCCUAUCUGCUAGCUUGAUCUGAAGCCCAAUUUAUCAAAUCAGGUAAUAAAGGUCAGUAAAAAUUAUUCACAUUUAAAAAAAUCUUAAGCUGAUUAUUUAGUAUAUGUAUACGAUUAUCGACAGUAUUGCAAAAAUAAUCAUCAGCCAUACUUACUGUUUUUAAUAACACUUGUAUUUAAAAGCAAAUAAUAAUACAUUAGUAUUAUUGCAUUAUUGUGCAGAAAAAAAUCACUCACGGCACACUCUGAUAGAAUAUAUGAAUAAAAAGAAUAAUCUCUAGAUUUAUGUCCUAAAGUUGGGAAUAGCAUUAAUAAUAUUGAUAAUCCGAUCGAAAUAGUUUUUAUGAAGGGUUGUACAAGAAUUUUUAAUAAUCUUCAUGACGUCUCAUAAAUUGACCUAAAUUGGCAUGUAGCAACAAGACAGUACAAUAGAGUGACAGAGAGAAAUCCGUUUAUGGUUCAUGUGGCCACAAUUUGGUGACAAAUACAAACAUUUUCAAUAUAAGUGUAACGGUUGCAAGACAGGACAUUUUAGAUGUUCAACGUGGAUAUCAUAGAAUUUAUGUUUUGUUUGAUUUUCUAUCAUAUUUCAAUAAGUGAAUAAGUUUUUGUUUCUUGUUGUUGGUAAAUGAAAGAUUUGGUAUAUGUAUGUGAAUUUAUUAAUGUUAUAUUUUGUAUUAUUAAUUGUGUCUACAGUUUUUAAAAGAACAGACUUCAAAACUAUAAAUAUUCUAUUCAUGAUUGAAUUCAAUUAAUUUGUAAAUUAUUUUGGUUCUAAAAACUUUAAAAAGAUAAACCUGUAUAGCCUGUAUAGAUGACUGUUAUGACUCGGACUGUUCCAAAACAUCUCUGAUACAUUUCCAUCAGUAGUAUUGUCAUUUUGUAAAUAAAAAAACUCUAGUAGGGCUUCAUAACCAGUGGAGAUUUUUAAAGUAAGGCUAGGGAAAUUAGAUGAAGAAUAAAAACAAACUUUCAGGGGUUCAUAACAUCAUUUGGGAACAUAUAUUAUUAUUAAAGUUACAAAAAAAAAUCAUGUUCUCCUGGUGGGGAUAUAUCUGAGGAUUUCUGGAACUUUUCCAUACAUAAAUUGUUUAUGAUGUGUACGUUGAUUGACCUGCUGAAUAUUAUGCAUGUUAACAAUAAUAUAAGAUAGCUGAUAAUGUACAAUACCAAUUUAUUGUUUUAUAUACAUAUACCUAUAAUCAAUUGUAUAGAUCAUAUAAAUAUGUUUCUAUAGAAGAAAAUUAUAUUCAGAGUCCGCUUAUAGAUUAUAAAAUAUUUUUCGUUUUAAGUAAAGACGUAUAUUUAUUAAAAGGUGAUCUAGUUUAGGAAACUAACCGAUUGUUAUUUUAUAAGUAUAAUAAUCCUAUAAAAAUGCUUUGCUUAUUUACUGUUUUACUGGCACAUAGGUUUUGUUUUUUGUAUUAAAUAUAUAUCAUAAUACAAUACUUUUAAUAGCUGCGUUCAUAUGCACCGAGGUACAGUCCUGAUUCCUGACCAAACAGAAUUAUGGAAACCUAUUGCAUUGUAUAUAUACUUUACGUAUUAGAACAGUGAUUAUCUCACGUUCUAUCAUCAUUGGAAUUGGUAAAUGGAUCUACGCAAACGAAGUUUCACCAAACGCCAUAUUAACUCUGUACGUUUUAAUUGUAACUCGGUUUGUGUGCGCCUUGUCAUUGAUAAAAAUACUCACGAUAUCUUAAAUGAAUUUAUUUAUUAAAGUAAAUUCAUUCUUUCCACUUGUUAAGAGUGUGGCUGCAGCAGCUUUAGUGCUUGUGCGAUUUACUCACUCACAGUACUGUAACCCGAGCUAGAAUUCCAAUUUGUUAAAGCAAUCACAGAAAUUAUAUGACUAGAUUUUAUAAGAUUAGCCACAAGUUUUGAACUUCUGACAAAUGUCAUAGUAGCGCAAAUGCAACGACCGAUGUCAUAACGAGCUCCGCGACCUCGUGUUGUACGUGAACAAGCAAUUAUCUAACUUACUAUUCGUAAAAAUACUAAAUUGUUAAGUGCCGUCUAUUAAUCACGUGAUAUUUUAUAAACCCCUUUCCCUCUUGGUGGAUACAUGGUGAAGUUUAAAAUGAACAAAAUCACUUUUUUUGGUACCUAAAAAAAUCUUAAUUUUUGACGCCGCUCUUGGCGAACCCCCUUCCACCUUUCGAGCCUCACGAAAUUAAUGGACGGCCCCUUUUAGUUUAUUGAAGACCAAUUCAUGUAAUUCAAAGAAAUUAACAUAAAACAGUCUUUAAUUAAGAGUUUUAUGAAACAUUCAGUUUUUUCAUUAAUAAAAUACUUAUAAUUUUCCUGUAUUGUAAUCGUAAAUGUAAAGUAUAUUUGUUUUUGUUUUUAUAUUCGUAACCAAGAGUAUUCAAUGACGUGUAUUCAAGUUCUGUAUACCUAUAUCAUAAAAGUUUCAUGUAGAAAAUUUGCUAAGUACUUAAUCAUAACAUGUACCUUCUGAUAAUCUGUGUGGCGGGAACGACAGUAGAAUAAAAGCUCUUG